Molecule: messenger RNA, 1815 nt
Organism: Pararge aegeria (speckled wood butterfly)
Lineage: Eukaryota; Metazoa; Arthropoda; Insecta; Lepidoptera; Nymphalidae
Product: stromal cell-derived factor 2
Exons: 4
Coding region: 68-754 (228 amino acids)
Source: RefSeq, a predicted model, not a curated record
CAAUUGUCUUUCCAAUCGUAAUUCAGAAAUUUCAUUUGUGUGUAGUUCAUUGUUGGAAACUAGAAAAAUGGUUUUUGGGAAGUUUUGUAAUAACUAUUUUUAUUUAAUCAAGAUAUUGGUGCUUGUUUCCUUAUGGGUUGUUCAGGUGACUGAAGGGUCGAGGGCAGAAUACGUGACGUGCGGCUCAAUUUUGAAGUUAUUAAAUAAAGAUUUGAACUUGAGACUCCAUUCUCAUGAUGUGAAGUAUGGAUCAGGCUCGGGACAGCAAUCUGUGACAGCUGUUGACGUGACUGACGACCAUAAUAGCCAUUGGCUUGUAAGGGCUGCAAAGGACGAAACAUGUAAAAGGGGGGCUCCAAUAAAAUGUAAUUCAAACAUAAGAUUGCAGCAUGUAUCUACCAAGAAGAACUUGCAUUCACAUUAUUUCUCCUCCCCUCUUUCGGGCAACCAGGAAGUCUCAUGCUAUGGAGAUGAGAAUGGAGAGGGUGAUAGUGGUGACAACUGGACUGUUGUCUGCAAUAAUGAUUAUUGGAGAAGAGAUACCCCAGUGAAAUUAAGACAUAUUGAUACUAUAUCGUAUCUGGCAGGUUCUGGCAGAACCUUUGGCAGGCCCAUCAGCGGUCAAGGAGAAAUUGUAGGAGUAUCAUCACAGUAUGAAGCGUACACAGACUGGCAACCCCAAGAAGGUUUAUUUGUCCACCCAAGUGACUUGUUACCACACCAACAAGCAAAAAUUUCACACACAGAGCUAUAAUUUUAAUUAAUUAAUAUAAUUGUUAGGUGUUUUGUAUAAAUUGUGAUUUCCUAUAAUUUAAGUACCUACCCAUUGCUCAUGGAUUUAGUCCAUGACAUUAGUUUUACUGCUAGUUCCAGUUAUUAAAUUGAAUAGGUAUUGAAUAUGUUGAGCAAUAUCAAAGAACUUUAGAUAUUUUAGUCACCCCAAUUUUGUUAGACUAGGGUAAAUGUUACAAAUUACUAAUUCUCUUUGGAACUACUUUAUUUACCACAAAGCAUUGAAUUUUGGUGUGGCACUAAAUAAAAAAGAACAUUUUUCGAAAAGUAGACUUAAGACUUAAUCUUAACUUUUGAGUCUGUCUGUUUGUAGCAAGUACCACAACUACCCCUGAAACAUCUCCAGAAUAAAAUACGAUAUGAAGCUGCCAGACAUGCCUGUAAUAUAAUUUUAAUAUAAUAAUUUUCAGGUUAACCAGUAUAUGUGUUUAUUUUUAAAUGUUACCUUUGUUGCAUUGACGGUUAUCCUUAUCAGUAAUUACCCAUAUUGUUUUUUAUUUAUAGCUUUAUGCAAACAAAAGAUGAUUAAUAUUGUAUUAUACUGUGUCAAUGAAAACCAGUUUUUUAUUUUGCUAAACUUUAUUGUCAAAUGAUAUGUUAUACAAUCUUAACACAUCGUUGAGAAAUGUUCUAUUAACAAAUUAACAGUGCUUCAAAAGCAUCAAUGUUCAAUAAUAUAAUACUGACAACUUAUUUCCAUGGAAUAUAAUGGGUUUGAAGAUAAAGUAAAUACCGUUUUUCAAAAUUAUAUUGUUAGUAAAGCAUGUUACAUAAUCAAUAUUAAAACAUAUAAUUAUUUUAUAUUUAAAAAAAAACCAUGUUUUAUUUGGCCCUGGAUUCACAUGUGCCGUACACACAUGCCUAAAGUGUGUAGAGUAACAGGCCUUCAGCGCUUCCUUGGCAUUCCUGUCUGGGUGAGUCCUCCGGAAAUUGGAUCAAGAGAUAAAUAUAUAUACAUAAAACAUGAAAUAGUACAACGGUUAUGAGAUAGUAUGUGAACGCAUUGUGUGUUAAUGUAAUGCA